Messenger RNA from Hemibagrus wyckioides, 1984 nucleotides. RefSeq names its product sedoheptulokinase (gene shpk). The record is from RefSeq and is a predicted model, not a curated record. Gene Ontology annotation, molecular function: sedoheptulokinase activity. Lineage: Eukaryota; Metazoa; Chordata; Actinopteri; Siluriformes; Bagridae. Gene Ontology annotation, cellular component: cytosol. The transcript has 7 exons. The coding region runs from base 129 to 1553 and encodes 474 amino acids. Gene Ontology annotation, biological process: cellular response to lipopolysaccharide; carbohydrate metabolic process.
GCGCUAUCUUUGACCUACGGUGUCCACAGAGGAACAAACUGGUUCGAUUCAAAGCUCUUCUUUUCCUGCGUUGGCGCUGUGCAUGAACUUACAGCUUCUACACUUUAUUAAACAUCAUAUUAAACACCAUGGCUGCACUGUCUUCCUCAUCAGCUAAGUAUGUUUUGGGCAUUGAUUUGGGAACCACCUCGAUCAAGGUUGUGUUGCUCGACACUCGAUCAAAGACCGUGACGGACAGCUGCAGUUUACAGACCAGCUCUGACGUCAUCGACGACACGCACGAACACGUCAAGGAGCAGGACCCGGUGCGGAUCAUUGCUACUCUUGACCAGUGCAUGUGUGCUCUCCCUAAGGAAAAGCUGCAUGACGUCAUAUGCAUUGGGGUGUCGGGACAGAUGCAUGGGGUUUUGUUCUGGAAAUCUAACACAGGCUGUGAGUGGUCCAGUAGUCUCAGAGGUCACAGUUUCAGACCUCUGGAUGUCAGUCGGCUGAUCACGUGGCAGGAUGGCCGCUGCACUACUGAUUUUCUGUCAUCGCUACCCAAACCUGAGUCACACCUGAAUGUGGCUACUGGCUUUGGCUGCGCCUCCAUCUUCUGGUACAUGAAGCACAGCCCUGAAUUUCUUGCAAAGUUCACAGCCUCAGGAACCAUCCAGGACUAUGUGGUGUCCAUGCUGUGUGGUUUAGAGGUCUGCCUCAUGAGUGCACAGAAUGCUGCAAGCUGGGGCUACUUCAACACCACCACCAACCAGUGGAAUACAGAGAUUCUGAAAGGUGCAGGCUUCCCGAUGCAGUUGUUGCCCGUGCUGGUGGAUUCUGGGUCUGUAGCUGGGCAGACUUGCUCUGAAUGGCACGGGAUUCCUGCUAACACACCUGUAGGAGCAGCUCUGGGAGAUUUCCAGUGCAGUGUUUACUCCUGUAUGACGGAUAAGACGGAUGCAGUAUUAAACAUGAGCACCUCAGCACAGUUGACAUUCUCCAUGCCUGCUGAUUUCACCCCUGCGAGUGUCCCGGAUGCUCUCUCUUCCAUCGCUUACUUCCCUUACUUCCACAACACUUACCUGGCUGUGGCUGCUGCGCUCAAUGGAGGCAACGUUCUGGCAACGUUUGUAGGAAUGUUGACUUCUUGGAUGAAGGAAUUUGGAGUCGAGGUCAGUGACUCAGAAGUGUACUCCAAGCUGAUCGAUUUUGCCCUAACUCAACCCAGCACUGACCUCUGUGUGACCCCGACCCUGCUAGGAGAACGACACGACCCUGGCAGCCUCGCUGCCGUGUCCCAAAUCUCCCCAACCAACCUCUCACUGGCUCACGUGAUGCGUGCCAUUUGCGUAGGGAUUGUAGCUAACCUAGCCACCAUGAUGCCCCCUCACGUGCUGUCGGCUAUGGGAGUGAAACGGAUUCUGGGUAGUGGGAGUGCUCUGUCUCGGAACGAAGCCUUGAGACAGGAAGUAGAGCGAGCGUUCCCUUUCCCUGUUGUGUAUGGGAAAGACGUGGACUCAGCAGUCGGAGUGGCAAUGGUUUUUAAUGACAAGCUGAUCAGCCACACUACAUAAUAUACACUAGAGACACUCUACACCUUUACAGAUAUUAUUAUGUGUAAUUUACAGCCUUGUUGGCUGCUGAUACAUUUCUUAAAUUAAGAAAAGGUAAUUUCACCAUUAGCACAUACCAUAUAUUUUGGAUCAACAAUAAAAUCCCUGAUUUUUAUGUCAUUUGGUUUACAAUAAUAAUACUUUUAGUAUGAAUUUUACAGAUUUGCAUCUUUUGGAUGUUAUCUAAUUAUUAGAACUGUGAUUAUUACUGUGUUGCUCAUUUAUUAUUGAUUUAUUUGGGAUUUGGGAAUUAUUUCUUAUUAAUUUUUGUUAAUUUAUUACUAUUACUAUUGUUGCCAGAUCCCCAAUUAUCCCUGAUGUAUGUACUCACACUGAAUACAUGUUUUGUAAUUGUCCUGUAACAGUAACUAAUAAUUUGUAAAUAAUUUUUU